Molecule: messenger RNA, 2733 nt
Organism: Solea senegalensis (Senegalese sole)
Lineage: Eukaryota; Metazoa; Chordata; Actinopteri; Pleuronectiformes; Soleidae
Gene: yipf5
Product: Yip1 domain family, member 5
Exons: 6
Coding region: 96-869 (257 amino acids)
Biological process (GO): endoplasmic reticulum to Golgi vesicle-mediated transport; vesicle fusion with Golgi apparatus; regulation of ER to Golgi vesicle-mediated transport
Cellular component (GO): membrane; trans-Golgi network
Source: RefSeq, a predicted model, not a curated record
CAUCCCGGAAGGCUUAGCUGCUCUGCUGACACGUAGCAGCCGCAAUCAAGUUGGCACCGCUCUCGUCAGAAUAGUCAAACGUCACAGGCGGAGAGAUGUCGGGGUUUGACAACUUCAAUACAGACUUUUACCAGUCAAGCUACAGUGUAGAUGACCAAAACCAGGCCAGCCAUGGCUACAGCAACACUGAAAACCCCUACAACAAGCCGUACGGUCAGUAUGACUACUCCCAGCCCAUGGGUUAUGCUGCCCCAGGCGUGAUGCAGCCUCAGCAGCCAUACACAGGACAGAUCUUUCAGCCCACACAGACCUACACGCCAUCUCCAUCACAGUCAAUGUAUGGUAGCAGCUUUGACGAUGAACCACCGCUGCUAGAAGAACUAGGAAUCAACUUUGACCACAUCUGGCAGAAGACUCUGACAGUGCUCCAUCCACUGAAAGUAGCAGAUGGCAGCAUCAUGAAUGAGACAGACCUGGCCGGCCCCAUGGUCUUCUGUUUGGCCUUUGGAGCAACACUCCUUCUGUCAGGUAAAAUCCAGUUUGGAUAUGUGUACGGCAUCAGUGCAAUCGGCUGCCUCGGCAUGUACUGUCUACUCAACCUGAUGAGUAUGACUGGCGUCUCCUUUGGCUGUGUGGCCAGCGUGCUGGGUUACUGCCUCCUCCCCAUGAUCCUCCUCUCCAGCUUUGGAGUCCUCCUCUCUUUACAGGGCAUGAUAGGAAUUAUACUAACGGCAGCGAUCAUUGGCUGGUGCAGCUUCUCAGCCUCAAAGAUCUUCAUCUCGGCAUUGGCCAUGGAUGGGCAGCAGCUGCUGGUGGCCUAUCCCUGCGCUCUUCUAUAUGGGGUCUUUGCACUCAUCUCUGUCUUCUAAAAAGAAAAAACACGACGGUUUAAAAAUAACUGCCCUCCAUUACAGAAAAAUAGGAGCUGUCAUCUUAAAUGGCGGCAAGUUUUUUUUCUCUUUUAAGCCUCCACCUUUCACAAUGGUCCAACUUAACCAUCUGAAGGCUGGAGUGUGUCGUCUCACCUGUGCUUACUUUUCCAACUUGUUCCUCUCAUGCAUCAUAAAGGAGAGGGCUGUCAAUAAACCUGGUGAGAAAAAAACAACAACUUUCCUUUGGACUACAUUGGGCCUUAAACAGCCUCUUACUGAAGGAGAAGGAAUAGAGCUUCCCACAUUGGAAACAGAUUUAUUUAAUUUCAGCACAGAUCUGACAAGCUGACAACACCCCCCGCCCCCACCCAGCAAUUUGAUGCCAGUGGAAACGCCGUGUGUAACAAUUGUUGCAAAAGCUUUUGUGAACCAUUUCUGGCCGGCAUCCAUAGAUUCUACAACUGCAAGACUUAAGGGAAGGACCCACUUCCGUCAAGCACAAGACGACAGCAGCUUGCUCUUGCAACUUAUUCCUCCAGGACUGAGGAGCCACGACUCCCACCGCGUGCUCACCACAGCAGUGACCUGAUCUUUUGAUCAGCUCUGCUUUAACCUCCCAUGUACUGGUUUUUUGUUUCGAUGCCUUUCAGGAAGAUGGAAAUACAGAUUGCACACAAAACUUGCUCCAAUUCUCCAAACCCAUACACAAAUUUGAUAAGAUUGAAUGAAGAGUUUGAGAGACACUCUUACAUUUAUUGUAUGCUUUUGAUGUGUCGUCUGUCGCUCAUGUCUCCUCGUGUACAUUAAAGUUGUCUUUGAAGGUUACCCCCACCUUGUGACAUUGAAAGCUACAUUGUUUGUUCAGCAGAUAAAUUGUAAGCGGUGGCAUAACCUUUCAAACUGGGAGUUUAUUUGACCCCCGUGCACCUGCAGUGUUUUUUAUGUGCAGGAGGAAGUUGCUGUGUGAUGUGUAGUGACCGCUUCAAUAACCCGUGGAGAUUCUAUCACCGUUGUUGUUGUUGUUGUUUGUGGUUUAGAUCAUUUGCAAGUAGGUUUGCACCACCAGCACUACACAGCUUUAUUCUUAAAAUAUCCUCAGGAUGGCUCGCUCAAAUGCUUUUGGCUGAAUAAUUAGCUUCAUCAACAGUGAUAGGUUAUUUAUUUUACUAUUGUUCAUAUAUCAAGGCAACGCUAUUUAAAGUCAGAGUAGAACAUGCAAAACAUUUAUGGAUUCUGAAAUGAGUAAGUCGUUUUUAAUUUGUCAUAAUGAGGACAAUACAGAUGAGGGAAUAAUUACACUGACGCAGAACACGGGCUAAAUAUUUUAUGAUCUCCCCCCGAAACUGUGUAACUGUCUUAAUGUCAGCAGGGUUUAAACUGUUUAAGUGUUGCCUUUUAACCAUAAUAUUACACCAAGAUCAUCAAAAUGUAAUCAGUGAUAUAAAAUCUGUUGUGUUUGGCAGAAUCGAAAAGCACUGACUGACACAGCUUGCGAAAUACUAAACCGAAUAAUGAGGAGAAAGAAUGUUUAUUUUAAGGUAAGAACAGAAUCCUCUAUUUUUCCUUCUUCCUUCUUGCUAUUUUUUCUUUCUUUUUAUUUUGCACGAGCAUACACAAAUCACACACACGGGAGGUCUCCCUACAUGGAUGAUAACCCAGUUAGGACGGAUGAAUAAUUCAAAAAACAGGAUUGAGUGCGUUUUUUUCCAAUUCCAUCAGACUCGACAUCAAGGAGAUGCUUUGCAUUUUAAGCAAACCUGGGAGAGUUUGUCUCUCAAAGGCCACACUGUGGUUCAUACAGUCUGUGCUCAUCCCCCUGCUGUAUCUAAAGUUUGUAUUUCAAUUAAAAAAACAACCUAUA